AUGCCCAAGCGUCCGCGCUCGUUCAGACGCCCCGAAGACUUCACCAAGAGUGAUUCCGACGACGGAGACUACGACGACGCGCAUGUGCGCUCGUCUCCCAAGAAAGCGAGAAGCGCCCGCGUCAAAAAGUCAAAGUCGCAGCCCUCGCGCAAACGCCAAAGAAGAGACGACUACGGUAGUGACGGAGUUGUCGACGAUAGCGACGAUAACGACGAGGGUUCGUUCGACGAAGAUAGUAUUGAGGAAAGCUCUGGCUCGGAGGCCGAGGAGGAUUCGCCCGGCCCCGGCAGGCGCAAGCAACGCAAGGCUGCUCGUGUCCCUGUUCAGUACGCCGAAUCCGACGAAGACGCUGAAGGAAGCGACGACGCCAUCGCGCGCCUACCAUCGCCACCGGUCACACGUUCGUUCGUCAUCAAGCUUAAAGUCGCGCCAGAAAAGCUGGAAAUUCUUCGGGACUCGGGAACAAUGAACAAUCCUCGUAGAUCAACAAGGGCGAAUAGUGCCAGAGUAUCGGUUCGCGGUACUACACCUGCCGAAGGCUUUGGCAUGUCGACCAGACGCAGUAGUCGCACUUCGCAACAACAAGAACCGUUGGUCGCCCUUGGUGAUUCUGGCAAGCAUGCUCAUGCACAAGGCGCUCGUCAGACAUCCUUCACGCCCGAUCCUCAAAUGCAAUCAGCUAGAAGUACAAGGAGCAAAGGUCUUAAAAAGCCGCCACCUACUGUCAGCGCAAUCAUGGAGGUGUCUCAAGAAGAAAUCCCUGCCUCUCAGGAUUAUGGUGAAGUUCCCGAGUCCUUUGACAGAGAGUUGCGCGAAUAUGCCGAUCCCGCACCCAAGGAGGAAGAGGAAGACGCACUAGCCGAGGCCGCCUCUCCUUUCGUCUCGGACGUGCGCAUGGAGGAACCAGAGCCAGCUGAAGAUGAUGUCGAUGCCGAAGGAGAAGAAGAUGACGACGAAGAUGAGGGUCCAAUUAACAAGAACAAGCGCAAACUGAGGUCACAGCAGAAGACCGAAAGUCCACCACAGCGUGGUCGUGAGCAACGACGACUGCGGCCGCGAACGCGUAAAUCUCAGGGCGAAGCUAGCAGCGACUUUGAACCUCCAGUUUCUGGUGGUGAAGAAGUUUCCAGCGCCGACGAACUGCAGGACUCACCUAAGAAGAACCAAAAGAGUGACAACGACUCAAGUAGUGGUGGUGGUCGUCUUAGACGCUCUCGACGUACAGCUACCAAGCGUUCGCGUGAAUCUUCUUCAGAGGAACACGUCGACCCCGACGAAGUCGCUGACGAAGCUGAUGAUCUGCGUGAAGACAGGCGUCGCAACAAACGCCCUCGUCGUAACAGACACAAUGACAUUAUCUUUGAGGGCACAACUCUGCGCAACAGAAGCAAUCGACCUGACUACCGCAUCUUCCGACCUGAAAUACAUCAAGCAGACGAGGAAGAAGCAGUAGCACCUGCGACAUCCCAGCGAGCUCGCCGUGCAGCUGGGCCUUGGAGAUCUCUGUUCUCGACCUUGGGUCCUUUCGGUGGCGCUGGCGGUCCUGCGCCUGUCUUUGGUGGUGAAGGGGCAGAAGCUGCUGGCGGAGCCGACUCUGACAGCAGUGACGACGACAUGCCUCAGAAGAUGCCUCGCGCGAGCGUUGGAGGCGCUGUAGGCAUGACACCAACCGCUGGUGCGGCACCCGGCCUCUUCCCACAAAGUCACAACGCCGAUGCUGGCGCAUCGAAUGCUGGUGGUCUAUCCAACUUUGGAAAAGUCAAAGACAAGAAGGCUUUGGCCGAUGCCGACCCAUUGGGCGUCGAUCCGAAUGUCAACUUCGACGGUGUGGGAGGUCUCGAAGACCACAUUGACAGACUCAAAGAAAUGGUCCAGCUUCCACUCAUGUAUCCAGAGAUCUUCCAGACGUUCAAGGUCACUCCACCUCGUGGUGUCUUGUUCCAUGGACCUCCCGGAACCGGUAAAACACUGCUUGCCAGAGCAUUGGCUUCUAGUGUCAGCGCUCACGGAAAGAAGGUCACGUUCUACAUGCGCAAAGGUGCUGAUGCACUCAGUAAAUGGGUCGGCGAGGCUGAAAGACAGUUGAGAUUGCUCUUCGAAGAGGCAAGAAAGACACAACCUAGUAUCAUCUUCUUCGAUGAGAUUGAUGGUCUUGCGCCUGUCCGUUCAAGCAAGCAGGAGCAGAUUCAUGCAUCAAUUGUUGCCACUCUUCUUGCGCUCAUGGAUGGUAUGGACGGUCGUGGUCAAGUCAUUGUGAUUGGUGCGACCAAUCGUCCCGACUCAGUCGAUCCUGCCCUACGUCGUCCAGGUCGUUUCGACAGAGAGUUUUAUUUCCCGCUUCCCAACAUCAAGGCUCGUCGCGCAAUAUUGGACAUCCACACUAAAGGAUGGGAACCGCCAUUGAAACCAGAAUUCAAGGAUCAACUUGCAGCUUUGACCAAAGGGUACGGUGGUGCAGACCUUCGUUCGCUGUGCACAGAAGCUGCCCUGAACGCAGUGCAAGGCACCUUCCCUCAAAUCUACUCCAGCAACAAGAAAUUGCUUAUUGACCCCUCGCAAAUCAGAGUUCAAGCCAAGGACUUUAUGAUCUCUGUCAAUAAGAUCGUGCCUUCCUCUGAGCGGUCUGCGGCUUCGGGUGCUUCAGCUCUGAAACCCCACGUUGAGCCUCUACUGAGGGACGCGCUUGCCAAAGUGUCGGCCAUUCUUGACGAUAUCAUACCUCAAAAGAAGCCGACAACUGCAUUGGAAGAGGCAAUGUACGAUGAUCGCAAUGACGAGCAUGGCUUCGAGAAAGAGAACUUGCAGCGAGAAUUCGAAAGUUCGAGGAUCAAUCGCCCAAGAUUGCUCAUCAGCGGUCUAGAAGGCAUGGGUCAGCAAUACAUCAGCGCCGCAUUGCUGGCCAAGUUUGAAGGACUUCAUGUACAAUCCUUUGACAUGUCAACAUUGCUCAAGGACUCAACAAGGGAGGUGAAGCGCCACAAACCUAGUGUCAUUUAUCUUCCCAGCAUUGAUGUCUGGUAUGAAACAAUGGGCCAGCAGGUCAUAAAGACCUUCAAUGGUCUCUUGAGGACUUUGGCACCCACAGAUCCUGUGUUGGUGCUUGGUGUGAUGGAACUCAGAUCUAACGAGUCAAGCCCCAAUCAUGAGAUGAUGAGGGAGCUGUUCAGUCGCUCAAGAAAGAACUAUUUUGUCUUGGAAAGACCUGGAGAAAUGGCUCGCAGAGAGUUCUUCAGCAAGGCAAUGAACUACAUCGGACAGUCACCCGCAGAGUUUCCUCAAACGGAAAACCGUAAGAAGCGCAUCUUGCCAGCCCUGCCUGAGGCACCUAUCCUGGAGGAACAACCAAAGGCACCAAGCAAGGCCGAGCUCAAGGCGCAGAAGAAGAAGGAUCGCUUCACACUGAACAACCUCAAACUGCUCAUUCAACCAGUCAUGGAUCAGAUCAAGCUGAAGUACAAGAAGUUCAGGACCCCGGUUGUAGACGAAAGUCUUAUCGGUUACCUUUACGACGAGCAAGACCCAAGCGUUGUCACCACUGAUCUGGAUCGUGCCGAGGCACAACAGUUCAGACCCUACGAGAUCUCCAAAGAUGCAAAGGGUACUACUGUUCUGCACGAAACUGCAACCGGCAAACAAUACUACAACCUGGAGAUUGUCACCAUCGAGAAGCGUCUGUCAAACGGAUACUACAAGCGGCCGAAAGAUUUCCUCACAGACAUCAGAGCACUUGCAAAGGACGCAAAGACCAGUGGCGAUCAAGAACGCACACUCAAGGCAAACGAGAUGCUUGCAAACGUUGAAGUCGACAUGAUGAACCUCGAAGCGAUAAACCCUGUACUGGUUGCUGAGUGUGAGGCUGUAUACAACCGCGAGCUAGUUCGUGAAAAAGAGCAAAUCGAGACAGCCAAGGAAGACGGGCAUGAGGUGCCUAUCAUCAGGCCAAACGUGCCACCCGACGUGUCCAACACUGUUACCGAGCAGUCUACUGGACCGGUCCAUCUUGGAGAAGAUGUGCCUGGACCACGAAUGUUGCAUCCUUUCACACCAGCCAAGCCUCUGGGGCCUAGUCCUCUGUCCAAUGGCUACACAAAUGGCUCUAGUGUUCCUUCAGGAGCACAUGACGAGCCCGAGAUGCCCGACAGUCAGGACAACUCUCUGAUGAACCCUCAGGAACGAGCUGGGUUCGUUCAACCUUACGCAACUCCAUCAGCACAAGGCACACAAUCAUACCACACACAUACUCAGACUGGCGCAUUGACUCGCAUGUUUCCAGGUUCGGCACACCAGGAUUACUAUAACAGCGCAUCUUCAACCAGCUCGGGCCAAAAGACGAGUAACCAUAGUCAUAGGAGCAGUGCACCUUUCUCGGUCAUUACCAAUGCUUCAUCCAAUGGUGUGCGUAACGAAGACGCUCCAGACUUCAGUGCCUUGCCCCAUCUCGAGGGUGGUAGCCAACUGCCUAACACGCAGCCACCGGACAUGUACAGUUCGCAGCAAUCACAGCUAUCGCAAAGAGCUAUGGGACCACCACCACCGAGCAGCCAACCUCACCACCACACAUUCACAGUUCAGGCAUUGCUGAACGAGCCGCAACUCAUCCUGGCGGAUCCGGGUCUCUUGAAGAGUCUUGACGACCAAAUGGUACGCAAGUCGAGCGGAUUGAAUGUCGAGCAGCUUGAGCAGGUCAUGGCAAACAUCAUGGACGCCAUCUGGAGGACAAAGGGCGACUGGAAUCGCAACCAUGCUGCCUCUGCAGUAUCUGACACUUUCAACGAGACUAUCCGAGAUAUUGAGGAGUGCCAGGCCAUUUUGGCACCCAGCCAAGACGAGUAA
Messenger RNA from Aureobasidium uvarum, 4833 nucleotides. Lineage: Eukaryota; Fungi; Ascomycota; Dothideomycetes; Dothideales; Saccotheciaceae. The record is from the annotation of a GenBank genome assembly.